AGCAAUGCUUUCAAAUGAUACUUAGGAGAAGCUUUAGAGAUUCUUGAAAAUCAGUGACAUGGAAGCUUUUACUCAGCUCAACGACGUUAGCGAAAUCUCCAAUUCUACUGGUAUUGGAGGCAACUAUGAUGAAAAGGGUUUAGGGAUACUUUACCAUGACAAGGUGUCACCAGAGGCUGAUACGGCUGUGCACAUGUCAGUUUCCAAAGCAGAGAAGCGACUCAAAAAGCUCGAGAGGGAUUAUCAACACACCUAUGAGAAUUACAUAGAAACCCGAUCAAACAGGUUUAGGUUCUACAUCAACGCAAAACAUUCUAGCUAUCGCAGUGGCCAGGCUGGAAACUCUAUCAUUUAUUACAACAAACUGCGAGAGCAACUGCAGAAUAAUCUUGACAAAAUGAAUAAAGCAGAAGAAACAAAAAGAGGAAUAGAAAGGCCUGACUACUGCAAGCAAUUCUCAAUGCUGCACAGUUGUAAAAGCUUGGCCCAAGAGAAGAGGAUACUACAACAGAUAGAAGAAAGACCAAUCCAUAUGGAAAACUGUAGUGACAUGAAUCAAGAAACAAUUCAUCACAUAAAAAUAAGCUGGGAGUUCAAAUACAGUCAAAGUAGAAUUCCAAAAAGUAGCAACAGCAAAACAGUACAUGAUCUGCUGAGGAGAUUUAAAGACACAGAGAAGAUGAGGGAGAAAGCUAUUAUUGCCAAUGGUGAGCAUGUCAACAACAACCAAACAAGUCAGGACAGUUUGAAAACAUCUAUAGAGAUGGAAAUAAAACUUCUGAUAAAAGUAAUUAAAAAGCUUGGAAAAGAAAUUAGAGGGAGAGAGACAAGGAUCUGGACUGAUAAUAGUCACGAGGAAAAGAUGAGGCAUCUAGAGAAAAAAUGUGAAUGGAUAUGCAGGAAAUGGGAUGAAGAAAAGAAGUAUCUUGUAGAGUUGAAGAAAAAUACAUGAGGGGUUGUAAGCUUGUAAGACCGUCCCGCUAGCAUUUCAAAGUAUCCUUACAUUGUUAAUUCUUCCCGCUGCAGUAGUUUGGUUUGGGGAUUCAAAUCUUAUUUUGCUAAACUGUCCACUCCGUUUCUACUGCACACUACCACUGACGGUAAAACUCAUACAUUAGUUAUAACCACAAGCCUAGCAAAAUUUGUUCUACAAGAUUGGAACACUAUCAACGGUGAUUAUGCGUAAAAUCUAGGACUCAUAAAGAAGAGACAGGGCAAAAGAUCACCAGAGUUUGAUCAAAUGUUAGUUAAGCAUGCUACCAUUUACUACCUUUAGAGUCUAGACUCUUUCCAGAGAUAGAUAUGCAUAUAUCAAGUUGUGAGGUUGUAACCCUAAAGCACAAAACAGAAAAUGUUCUCAAAAAUUUGAAGUUCAUCCUUAGGGUUCUAUACAUAUUUGGUUCUUGAGUACUCUU
This is a messenger RNA of Camelina sativa (false flax), 1415 nucleotides long. RefSeq lists its product as uncharacterized. The record is from RefSeq and is a predicted model, not a curated record. NCBI's taxonomy places the organism in Eukaryota, Viridiplantae, Streptophyta, Magnoliopsida, Brassicales, Brassicaceae.